AUGGAGAGUUUGCUCGCUGGGAUUGAGGGAAUAAUAUUUUUGCUUGAUGAUAUUCUAAUCACGGGCAAAAGCAAAGUUCAACAUGAACAAAGGCUUAUGGCUGUUCUACAGCGCUUAGACGACGCAGGAUUGAGUGUUCAAAUGAAUAAGUGUGAGUUCUUUAAAGAUGAGAUUUCUUAUCUGGGUCACGUGAUAGAUAAAACUGGGGUUAGGAAAUCACCAGAGAAGACGCUUACAGUAAAUGGGUUGAAUGUUAUAAUACCAAAACUGUUAUUAACAGAUUAUACAAUUUUAUGUCCCGUUUCGGAGUACCUCAUACAUUGGGCACGGUUAUACUCACCGCCUAGAGAUGACCGGCGAUGGGACCCGGAUGUGGUGCCCGAAGAGCUGACCGCUACUACUUCUAGUGACGGAGUCCGGUCUGGAACCACAGCUGAUGUAGGAGGGGAAGGACGGUAUAUAACGGAAUCAGACCUGGCAAGGACAUAUAUUAGUGAGUUCCCGAAGACUCCGCUUCUUGCUAGCGCCGCUACUCUAAGAAGACAAGCUAUAAGCCCGAUAUUCUCUACGCCGACAUCGGAACAGGAGUAUACCUAG
Parnassius mnemosyne (clouded apollo) is the source of this 597-nucleotide messenger RNA. The record is from the annotation of a GenBank genome assembly. NCBI's taxonomy places the organism in Eukaryota, Metazoa, Arthropoda, Insecta, Lepidoptera, Papilionidae.